Molecule: messenger RNA, 883 nt
Organism: Diceros bicornis minor
Lineage: Eukaryota; Metazoa; Chordata; Mammalia; Perissodactyla; Rhinocerotidae
Gene: IL36G
Product: interleukin 36 gamma
Biological process (GO): cellular response to lipopolysaccharide; inflammatory response to antigenic stimulus; cytokine-mediated signaling pathway
Molecular function (GO): cytokine activity
Source: RefSeq, a predicted model, not a curated record
ACAACUCCACUAUGACAGACGUUCGAGGAGUCCCUAUCCCUGAAAGAACCCAUGAAGCAGUGAAUAAACCUCAGACUGGGAAGGUCUCCGACUUGAGUCAGCAGGUGUGGAUCCUUCAGGGUCUGACCCUCGUGACGGUUCCACGGAGUGACAGUGUGGUUCCAGUCACUGUCACCGUGGCCCCUUGUAAGUAUCCAGAGUCUCUUGAGCAAGGCAAAGGGGUUCCCAUUUAUUUGGGAAUACAAGAUCCAGAAAUGUGUCUGUCUUGUGAGGACGUUGAAGGGCAACCCACAUUGCAACUGAAGGAUCAGAAGAUACUAGAUCUGUACAACCAAGCUGAGCCCGUGAAGCCCUGCCUCUUCUACCAUGUCAAGACUGGCGCUACCUCCACCUUUGAGUCCGUGGCCUUCCCCGGCUGGUUUAUCGCCUCCUCCAAGAGAGGCCAGCCCAUCUUCCUCACUUCCGACCAGGGGAGAAUGUACAACACUGCCUUCAACAUAGAUUUCAGUGUUGAACUCAGCUGGGAGGUGGCAGCUUAGUCAGAGGUUUUUGUCUUACAUUUUCUAGUUCCCAGUGUGUUUUCAACUAUAUUAUGACCAUGUCAUUUCACAUCAGUGCUGAGAGGUGAGCUGGGCUCUUUUCUCUUCUCGUUUAUGAAUGGAGAAGAAGCGAUGCCUUCCUGAGAACCGAGGAAUAGAAUGUGGGCUCAGAGCAGGAGGGAGGGGUGAUGUAAGGCUCUCCUCUCAAGCUGAAGCUUUCCAGCCCACAGGCCAUUUGCAUGAGCAUGUAGGGACCCGAAGACGAUAGAGCCUUCUCCCGGGGUGGACAUGAAGAAGAGCUCAUGCGUCUUACCCAAGAUCGCGUGGCCAGCGUGGAAAUGAUC